AUGCCUCCCAUCAAGGAGACCCAUCUGAUCCUACUCCUUCUUGGUUCAUUCCCAAAAGGUACAUUCUUCAUUUGUCUUCUCUCACAAAAAAUUGUUUCUUCUUUCUGUCUUCAGUUUGACGUCCCUGCAACUUCAAGGCUUCAAUCAGGUUUCAUUAUCUUCUCCUUAUAUAACGAUUUCUUGUUUUUCCUUCUUCUACAUUCUACCCUAGCUCCAGAGCAACUUGUUUGGUGUGGAAUGGACAGUGUAUUGCUGUAUUGGGAUGAUAUGCUUCUGAUGGUGGGCCCUUAUGGAGAUUUGGUUCGCUAUCUUUAUGAUGAACCCAUUAUCAUUAUCCCAGAGUGUGAUGGAUCUAGGAUUUUGUCUAACUUAAACAUGGAGUUUCUUCAACAGGCCCCAGCUUCUACUGAAUCUAUCUUCAAGAUUGGGAGCAUAGAACCAACAUCUUUAUUGUAUGAUGCUUUAGAUCAUUUUGACAGGAGGAAUGCAAAGGAUGAUGAAAAUUUGAGGCUGAUAAAAACAUCGUUGCCUGAGGCUGUUAAAGUCUUUAGAUGCUACAAGACAUGA
Molecule: messenger RNA, 567 nt
Organism: Lactuca saligna
Lineage: Eukaryota; Viridiplantae; Streptophyta; Magnoliopsida; Asterales; Asteraceae
Source: the annotation of a GenBank genome assembly